Messenger RNA from Galendromus occidentalis (western predatory mite), 1308 nucleotides. It is a transcript of the gene Polr3E, whose product is annotated as RNA polymerase III subunit E. Bases 1 to 1308 code for a protein of 435 amino acids. Gene Ontology annotation, cellular component: RNA polymerase III complex; nucleus. Gene Ontology annotation, biological process: tRNA transcription by RNA polymerase III. The transcript has 3 exons. Lineage: Eukaryota; Metazoa; Arthropoda; Arachnida; Mesostigmata; Phytoseiidae. The record is from RefSeq and is a predicted model, not a curated record.
AUGAGCCACUUCGCCUGGGGACAUGCGUCUUCGAUCGACGCGGAGCACAACGACAAAUCCGAAGAGUCGGCAGAUGACGUGGUUGCCGAAGUCGAUGUGGUACUCUCGGAUGAGCUCAAAUCUCUAUAUGUCCUCCAGUACCCAUACAAAGUCCGGGACAUACCGCCGUAUAGCACCGACGAGAUCCAACACAUCAAAUUCAAGCCCGAGCGGGAAGAACUCCAGAUACAGUUGGCUAUCGACACCCGAGGGGUCAACUACGACCGACGGAAGAGCGAAGCUAUCGCAGUGGAGGCGAAUAAAGGUAACGAGGUCCCUUAUUUCGAGUCGGGCUUCGUCGACAAACAACUCAUCACGUCGAGCAAACCGAUGCCGGUUGGGAACGAUCACAACCUCGCCGUGGGCAGGUUCGAGAGGCUACGCGACGAUGAGGGCAAAGUCAUCAGGUCGGUCCUGCACCUGACCCCAGUGAGGAAUGUGCUGGAGAUGAAGGUCAGCUGCGAAUACCUCGACACCCAGAAGACUCAGAAGGCGGAGGAGAGCAGUGAAUCGAAACCGAUCACGGUCCGCUUCGCGGGUAGAGAGAGCGAUCGAGUGAAAGCGAUCAGGCAGCGAGCCUAUUCUCAAAUUGUGAAGAAUAGUAAAGAGGAGCAAUGGGUCAAUAUGAGUUUCCGCGACAUGGAGAGCCCCGAGGCCGACCAGCUGCGCAUGCAGAUGCUCUGCGGGAACUCCGUCAAUGACAACUCUAGUAUUUUCAACGUGAAGAAUCAUGAAUACGCCACGGCGCUGACCGCUCAGCACGCUGCUGGCCUCCGAGGGGAUUCCCUACAGAACGCCAAACGAAAACCUGUCACGGACCAGGUCGCCUACAUUUUGUGCAAUACGCAUGUGAUCAGCUUCAAGAAGCUCUGUGAGAUUCUCGAGCCAGACGUUGAGCCUGCACAGGUCCUGAGAGCGGUCCAGCAAUGCGCUUGCCUCGUCCAGGGGAAUUGGAUUAUGAAAAGUGAGAUCCUCUAUCCUAAGGAUAGCUUCAGCAAUAUUCUCGGAAUUUCGGGUGCGAUCAUGCGGCGGUCUCGGAACUGCCUCUUGAUCAUGUUGAACAGCUCGUUAGAAGUCACCGGAAGUUCCUUGAGAGACAAGUUACGGAUUCCUCACGAGGAGUUGGAGGAUAUGUUGUUGAAAUUGACGAAUCACGUCGGUCCUGAUACAUAUCGGUUGAAGUACGAGCGAGACGAUGAGUUCAUCCGUACGCAUGCCGACGUUGUGAAUAGACAGAAACUCAUCUGGGAAGCUAUGAUGAAUGUGUAA